GCUCGGCUCGAGUUACCAACCGAUCUCUGGGUGUUGCAUACACACACACAAGCACACACGCACACACACGCGUUCACGCUUUCACCGUAGCGCGGACGGUUUUCCGGAGGAUUUGGGAAACAACAACAACAGAAAAAGAUGGGAAUGUUGCUGAGCUGAUUGAGAGCCACCUCGACCAGAGCAGGUCUGAUCCAUCCUUUCUGCACUUUAUUUUUCAUAAAUAUAUACUGACCAAGCGGGGAUUGAUCGGAAGGCAUUUUUACGCACUGGCAUUGCUCCGAGGCGGACUAGACUGCUUGCAGCGCAAUCCUCACGCUGAGAGCCGGGAGGGAUAUUUACAAUAGAAACUCAACUCCUUUGCGCAGAAGAAAAGCAAAGGAGGGAAGGGAGGAGGAGUGAAAGAUAACACUGGAAUGAGGAGGACCUCCAGAUUCCUGGCGUGCUGCGGAGUUGUGACUGAUGGCUGAAUGUGGUCAUCUGUAGGCUGAAAACGGGCGACAGGUACGGACACCAGCGCAGGAGCUUUUGACUGAGUCUCGAUUGGCUCGAUCCACUCGGAUCGUCGGAGUUUUUUGUUUCGUUUUUUAUUUUUUAUUUUUGCCCCACAAGGUUAAGGAAAAAGCAGGAAAGGUCCUCAGCCACAGGUCAUACAGGACACUCAUUGGGGGGGGGGGUGGGGGGUCCUUUUCCUCCAGAUCAUCUUGCGCACACAUCAGAUCACAUCAGUUCAGAUCAGUCAAGGACAAACAAACAAGGAGCUGGGGAUCUGAAACCGAUCUAAAGAAAAAGUCUUACAGAGGGACAUGUAUCUCACAGCGACCUCGCAUGCUCCCGACUGAUCAGCUCACCUUCCCACGGGCCGAAGCGCAGAUAAAGGCUCGUCAGGCAAGGCAGCGCCCCGUCGCUCCGGCUUCCCAGCUCACUCUCCUCUGCAUAAAUUCCCUCAGCAUGGCGGGGCUCGGAUGUUGGAAGUAUUACCUCUGGAUGUUUAUUCUAAUGUGCAGGUCGGCGCUACCCUCGGCUAAGUCGCUGGAGACUAUAAUUUGGAGCUCGCAGAAUCCCAAGUUUCUUCCUGGAAAAGGUCUUGUGAUCUACCCAGACAUCGGGGACAAGCUGGAUAUCAUCUGUCCCAAAGCGGACCAAGGAAGAGAUUACGAGUUCUACAAGCUGUAUCUGGUGAAGAGAGAACAGGCGGAGAGUUGCAGUACAGUACUCGACCCCAACGUACUGGUGAACUGCAACAAGCCUGAGAAGGACAUCAAGUUCACCAUCAAAUUCCAGGAAUUCAGCCCCAACUACAUGGGCCUGGAGUUCAAGAAGAAUGUCAACUACUACAUCACCUCAACCUCCAACGGCACGGUCGAGGGCCUGGAGAACCGCGAGGGAGGCGUGUGCAAGAGCCGAGCCAUGAAAGUCAUCAUGAAAGUCGGGCAAGUCCCAAAUGCAGCGAACCCAGAGGCGCCGGAAACCCCAGAGGACAACGCAAUCCCGGAGUCUAGCAGUUCCGGUCCACCCGACCCGAGUAAGACUGGGCCUGUGAUGCCAGGAAUCCCUGGCCCCAAGAUACAAGACGACCCUGGGUCCUCUUCCAGUUCCGACGGCUUCUUAAGCUCCAAGGUAGCCGUGUUCUCCUCCAUCGCGAUCGGCUGCAUCAUCUUUCUCGUGCUCAUCCUGCUCCUCGUCAUCCUGCUCAUCAAGAUGCGGAAGCGCUCCAGGAAAAAUGCCCACUCGCAGGCCCGCCCCUCGGCACUGUCGCUCAGCACGCUGUCUAACCCCAAACUGCCCGGCGGCACAGCCGGCACAGAGCCCAGCGACAUCAUCAUCCCCCUGCGGACAGAGAACAACUACUGCCCCCACUACGAGAAGGUGAGUGGGGACUAUGGUCACCCAGUGUACAUCGUCCAAGAGAUGCCUCCGCAGAGCCCUGCUAACAUCUAUUACAAGGUCUGAUGUGCUUCAAGGAGCCAGCGGUAACGGCCUGGAGAGAGAAAAAAGAGGAGCGCUUGAUUUACGUUCUUGGGAAGAACACUUUCCUUUGCAUUUUGGGGACUUGAAGCCCCUGUCAUUUGUACCACCUGCUGCACAAAUCUGGAGAAACAUGCACUGACCAGUCACCAGCGGGGUUGGGAGCUGACAGAUGAGAGAUCCUGUUUGUUUGGCUUUCCUCUAACCCUAACCCCCCCCCCUUCACUCCCGACCAUCGUCCCUCUCCCCUGUCUCCUCCCACCCUAUGCAUCUCCACCGCUGCUGGAGACUCGGGAGUGGAGCAACCGACCAACAGAUGGAACUCUAGCUUUGUGGUUCGCUGUGCCUGUUAAUAGACAGGAUGUAACUUAUCUCAGCUCCCUGAAGUACAGUCUGUGCUACACCCGAUAAACACACCAUCGCAGCACACGCCGGCCACGAAACAAGCAGGGGACACGGGGUCCGGAGAGCCGCUGAGCCUGCAACGUGUUUGUAAGCAAGAAAGGACAAUAAAAAGACUAAAGUGCGUGUAUGUGUUUGUGCCUUUGUGCAUGUGUCGGCGGUGCCCCGUUGCUGGGCCAGGAAAACUCUCCUGAUAGCUCAGGUAUCUUACACAGUGUGUGAAAUAAUGUGCUCCUCUCCCUUGUGCACCUCUGAUGUUUGCCUUACUUACUAUUUUUGAUGGAGGACUUCCUUGAACCCUGAUUAAGUUCACAAAGCAGUUGUAUUUUGUUAGACCUUUCCUACGAGUGCACAAUGUAUAGAACUAAACUGAUCGUCAUUUGACUCCAUCUCCUCACCGCCCACGUCAUCUCGUUGUUUUUACUCUCUUAAGAAGGACUUUAACCUGGACUAUCAAGGUGUGUAUGUGUGUGUGCAUGUGAACCCCUCCCUCCUGCCGCUCUAAAAUGAGUUCCAGCACUCCUCUGCCAUCUGUGUGUAUUUCAGGGUGUGUCCACAGUGAGUGUGGUUGGACAUGUCCAGACCAGUUUUUAUAUGAGGGGAGACUUUAUUGGAUUUGACGCUGAGAUACUGUAGCCUGAGCUUAAAAAAAGAGGGCGAUGUGCCAACAGACAAGAUCUGAAAAACACUCUUAAGGGUUCCAGUUGGCACCGAUCGGAUCAGCUUUCAGACAGGCAGGCAAGUUGGUAUUUGUUUGUUUUAUCUUUUGGAACCAAAGUUGAAACAUCAAAAAUAUUAGUUUUGGGGCGGUGGUCAGAUGGCUCUCCCUGAUUGGCUGGCCUACAUAGGUGCGACGCCCUACAUAUAGGUUUGGUUAGAGAGCUGGAAUACAGUAUCGUCAGAUGCCAGUUGACCACCAUCUUUAGAUGAGUCAGUGGAGCGCACAGUCAGCUUCGUUGCCAGCAUGUGACUAAUCUAUGUGCAAUCUUCCCGCCCACUCUCAUGAUGGAGAAGGGGUGGGGUGAUGGAGAAAACGUUCCUGUGACUAGUCCAUCACCUGAGAGGAUAACGGAGGUGGGAACAGGGGAAUGACGGGUGAGGCAGAGCAGGCUGAGGUGGUUUCAGCAGCGCUCACUUUGCCAUCCUCUCUCACCAGCUGUGCUUUGAAUAAAAAUGCUGCGUAGAAUAUUCAGCGAUGACACUACAGCCCAGCUAUCACACAGCCCAGGGCGACAGCAUCAAGGCGAGAGUUUACUGCAGCUGCACAUGUGAGGAGUGGGACAGGGAGAGGGGGGUGUCUUUGUGUGUACACAUAGGUGGUUAUUUGUGCUUAUAUUUGCAAUUUUCACUCAGUGGAUGUGUGCAAGUGCGUCUGAUGCUGUGACAGACUCUUGUUUGGGCCUGGGAACUGCCUCAAACAGACCGUUGGAGGGCUGCAGUCAAGGCUAAUUAUGGUGGCGAUAUGGCAAGCCAUUAGUGCCAGAUAUCGGCACUUCCAAUGCUCCUUGAAAAGAUAUGAUGUAAAAAUCACAGUUUAAUAAAUCCGAAUGAGAUAACAGUAGUCAAAAACCUUGUAUUUCACACCAGCGAGUUGUGUUUUGAAUACCUCAUUGAAUGCUGCCUAAUGCCUGUUUAAGAGGCGCUGAGAAAAAAGUUGUUCUAUCAGAUCAUAAAGCCAUCUUUUUCCGCUGCUUUUUUUAACAGGCAUUCAUUGCACAACUGCAUGACAUGAACAAAUGAAGUAAAAAGCGCAGGACACUGUAAAAGCUGGCAAAAUACCCACCAGAAUGCCAUAUUUACACCAGCAAUUGAAAGCGUUUUUACAGCGUCGUCCUGAUCAGUGACAAAGGGUUUUAUCAGGUCACCAAAUGACACUUUUUAUGGAGUGAGCGGGUAAAAAAAUAAGUUUUAUCUUUCAAACACCACUUUUUCAGCUGAUCAUAAUCAGGCAUGACUUGAAAAGUGCUGUUCAACGACUGCAUAUAAUAUCCCAGAUCAUCCUCAUUCUGGCAACUUUUAAUCAUCCUGACUUCUUAAACAUUCAUUUUUACAUCAUGUAUUUACGAGGCGGGCUGGAAAAGUACUGAUAUUAGGCACUAAUGUCUUGCCACAAUAAUAGGAGAUAGGGAGGACCAUUCAUGACAACAAGCUGUUGUUUGCACACACACGACAGCAUAAAACACAUCGAGCCCGAUGGAUCUUGGUUUAUCUCCAGUCAAGCUGGUCGUUUUUUCAACGACAGAGGCAACCCAUCAUCCGCUGCCUCAACCAGCACUAAUAUCACCCUCGGACAGGCGCUACUGAGUUAAAAGGCGACUCCAGCUUGAAGACUUGGGGAGGACUCCAGCGGCUCUUGUGUGUCGUUAACCUCUGAGUUAACAACCUCUGCAGCUGCUGGUGCUUUUUUGCGGCCCUGUGUUUUAACUCAGCAUGCAUCCCUCUGCAAAUCUCAUCUAGAGCAUAUAUUUUUGUUUCGGAUCACCGCGCCUCCAUUCAUCUACACCAGCUUGGGGAGUCAUUACCAAAUUACCGCAAAGCAUAUCUCAUUUUUAUUCAUUCUAGUGACCGCUUAGUGUUAUUCAAAUUCGGGAGGAAUUAUGAAAAAACAAAACAAAAAAAAGUAAGUAAGCUGAGAAAUGUAAAUAUAUGGAUAGAGCCCAGUUUAAGAUGUAAUUCCCACCUGAACACUGCUCAUAAGAAUUUAAAAUUAGAUUUUUGUAAUGGAGGAUGUUUGUAAAUAGCCGUCUUUUUAAAGUGUGUUUUGUAUGAAUCCUUGCAAUUUUUCUUUGUUUUCAUUUUCUUUUCCUUUAGACUUUAACUGAAUAUUGCAACAUGAGCUGUCUUUUACGCAGCAUCCAGUAUUGUCGAAAAAGUCUUUGUUACCACACGUGUUUUAAAAAUAUUAAUGAUAAUAAUAAUAAAAUAAAACUAGAAUUCAGAGGUUUUUUUUAUGUUGUCAUUCAACAGGGAUUUAUUUCAUCAGACUGAACCUUUGACAGAGAGUGGCUUUGAAAUGGAUAAGUUGCUAAACCUAUGAUGAUGUUGGAGGCACCACUUAACUGCAUAUGAAGACAGUGUUAUUCUGCUCCAUUUGAGUUAGCUUCACCCAUGGUGACAUUUUAACAAAAAGAUGCUGGUCCAAAAAGAAGAGUCUGAUUUCAGUUUUAAUAAGUCCAGAGGGCCAGAAGGGGACGGACACAGGAAAGGAGAGACAAGGAGAUGCAGAGAAAAGAAAGAGGCCACGUAUGAAAGUGUGACACUGGUGUGCUGACCAAUAAAUCAUCUAGUUUACACCACUCAUUAUCUCCCAGGCGGUCUUUUGAUUUAAAGGUGCUUCCUCUCCUCCUUCUCUCCCUCCACCCCUCUCCUUUGUCGUCCCCUCCUACCUGAUUUAGCACAAGAAUGCUUUAGGAUGGUUCCUGCUAUUUUUCAAAGCCACAGUAUUAUGAUUUGUUUUUGAUGUGCAUGUGAAACCAGAGCCUCUUGAAUUUAUUUUCCUUUUGUUCAAUUCACAAAUGUUAUUUUAUGUUUCUUUUUCUUGCCAUUCACUUAUUUACCGCUUCUCAGCGUAACCUGUUGGCACCAGCUACAAAGAAAACAUGUUCCACCAGUUUGGAAACUACAGCAUAUUGAUAAAUAAAAUUUUUCCCAUGGAA
This is a messenger RNA of Girardinichthys multiradiatus, 6023 nucleotides long. It is a transcript of the gene efnb1, whose product is annotated as ephrin-B1. Gene Ontology annotation, molecular function: ephrin receptor binding. NCBI's taxonomy places the organism in Eukaryota, Metazoa, Chordata, Actinopteri, Cyprinodontiformes, Goodeidae. Gene Ontology annotation, biological process: ephrin receptor signaling pathway; axon guidance. The record is from RefSeq and is a predicted model, not a curated record. Gene Ontology annotation, cellular component: plasma membrane.